AUGAAUAUGAUGCGCGCCAAAAGAACCAACACACAACCCCUAGAGGAUGCGUCUACUGCCCCCGCAACCUUCAACGAUGGUCUCCCCCUCCCAAAACUGAUCGCCUUUGAUCUGGAUUACACACUGUGGCCAUUUUGGGUGGAUACACAUGUCAGCGCACCGAUCAAGCCACGAGAUAAUAAUUCCCGGUGUACCGACAGUACUCAAGGUUCUUCAUGCGACAGGUGGAAUGAGUCGUUCGCCUUCUACCCCGCGGUAUCAGCAAUCAUCUAUGCGUGCAAAACCCGCUCAAUUCCGUUAGCUCUGGCCUCCCGGACGCAUACCCCCGACCUUGCCCGGGACAUGCUCAAGGCCCUUCACAUUAUUCCAACUUUCUCUGACAACCCCGCAGCUAAGGCGAAAUCAGUCCGUGCCUUAGAUUAUUUUACCUACGUUCAGAUCUUUCCGGCAAACAAGACACAACAUUUCUCGAAGAUCCACCAGGCUAGCGGAAUCAACUAUGAAGAUAUGCUCUUUUUCGAUGAUGAGGCGCGCAAUCGGAACGUUGAGACCGAGCUUGGGGUUACCUUCUGUCUCGUUCGGGACGGUAUGACAAAAGAAGAGGUUGAUCGGGGUGUCUGGGCAUGGCGUAAAAGGAAUGGAAUAAAGCCUACUGCGCCAAAGGAACAUAAUGGUGAGCAGGCGAAUUGA
Aspergillus oryzae RIB40 is the source of this 690-nucleotide messenger RNA. Its product is annotated as Mg-dependent acid phosphatase. Gene Ontology annotation, molecular function: acid phosphatase activity. The record is from RefSeq and is a predicted model, not a curated record. NCBI's taxonomy places the organism in Eukaryota, Fungi, Ascomycota, Eurotiomycetes, Eurotiales, Aspergillaceae. The transcript has 2 exons. The coding region runs from base 1 to 690 and encodes 229 amino acids.